UUUACUAAAUUCAGUUCAAUCAUCCCGUUGAAUAAACGCUACCGUAAGCAAAACCCUGAACCUAAAAUCUCAAACCCCUCCUCCUCAUUUUCAAAACCUAACAGAAAAAAUCCCAAUCACCACCACUCCAUCACUUUCUCACUCGCAACAAUGUCGGGUUUCCCAUUUGGAUCUUCAUCUUCCACCCAAUCAUCAUCCUCCACAUCAGCAUUUUCAUUCGGAUCCUCUCCAUUCGGAUCCUCACCUUCCCCUUUCUCCACCACAACAAACCCUACCUCCACCGCCACUGCACCUUCUUCCUUCAAUUUUGGAUCCUCUUCUUCCUUAUUUGGUGCUUCUCCCGCUUCCUCCACACCGGCCGCUGCAUCUGCUCCUUCCAUUUUCGGUUCUGCCACCGCUGGCUCGCCGUUUGGUGGUGGAACUCCCUCAACUCCGGGGAAUCUCUUUGGCGGAGCUUCAUCGGCUUCAACACCGCUAUUUGGAGGAGCGGCUUCGGGUUCAACAACGGCUUCUACAACAAUGUUCGGAGGAGCGUCACCGGCAACUUCUACGGCGUUCGGAUUUGGUUCAUCUGCUUCAUCGACUCCGUCGUUCGGAGCACCGUCCUCAGCUUCUUCUACGCCGUUAUUUGGAGCACCGUCAUCGACGCCGUCGUUUGGAGUUGCGGCGUCAUCGGCUUCAACGCCGUCAUUCGGAGCACCGUCAUCGGCUUCUUCAAUGCCGUCAUUCGGAGCACCGUCAUCAGCUUCUUCAAUGCCGUCGUUUGGAGCACCAGCCGCUUCGGCUUCAUCGACUGCGUCCUUUGGAUUUACAUUUGCAUCAUCUGCUUCAUCGACGCCGUCUUUCGGAGCACCAUCAUCAGCAUCUUCCACACCGUCGUUUAGUGCACCGUCAUCGGCUUCUUCUACGCUGUCAUUCGGAGCUCCGGCUUCUACGCCAUUGUUUGGAGCACCGUCAUCAGCAUCUUCUACUCCGUCCUUUGGUGGAACAACCUCUUCUGCAGCAACCACGUCUUUUUCACUUUUUUCAAAACCCUCUGCUCCAGUUAGUACUAUAACCGCAACGAAUUCUUCUAAUUCGUCAGGGUUUUCAUUAGGAAACUCAACUGCAUCCGCUUCUCAACCAGCAUUUGGUUUCGGCAAUGUGUCUUCGUCUCCGGCGGUGGCGGCAUCUUCAGUGUCCGGUACACCGGCUGCUGCUAAGCCAGCGAGUUCUUUCUCGUUUACUACAUCAUCGGCGCCGUUGUUUUCGACCUCGACUGUGACUACUACAACAGCCUCCACAACUACGACUGGUGCUGCGAUUGUUUCGGCUUCUGUGCCUGCUUUUGGUGCUACUGUUGCUGGAUCUUCUGCUCCGGCGAGUGGUGGAUUUUCGUUGUCGGUUGCUCCAGUGGCAGCAGGGUCUAGUGGAGCUGGCUCGUCAUCGGCCAGUAGUGGACCGUCGUUUGCAGGUUUUGGUGUAGGAAGCUCGGCGUCUACUGCUUCGACAGCUUCUUUUGGGACGGGAUUUCAGUUUGCUAAUAAGACUUCAACUCCGGCUGUUUCAGCAUCCACUGCUCUUACAUUUGGGGUGAGCACUUCAACCUCUACUGCUCCAGCCGUUUCUAGUUCGAGCACUAGUGCAUCUGCUGCUGUUGUGGCUUCCAGUAGUGGAACUACUUCAACUGUCAGCACAUCAGUUGCCGCCACACCAAAAUUGCCGUCUGAAAUCACAGGGAAGACUGUGGAGGAGAUUAUCAAGGAGUGGAAUGCUGAGUUGCAAGAGAGAACUGGGAAAUUUCGAAAACAAGCUAAUGCAAUAGCUGAAUGGGAUCGCAGGAUUUUACAGAAUCGUGAUGUUCUAUUGAGGCUUGAGAUUGAAGUGGCCAAAGUAGUUGAGACACAAUCAAGUUUGGAGCGGCAAUUGGAGUUGAUAGAGACUCAUCAACAGGAGGUUGAUAAGGCCUUACAAAGUGUUGAGGAAGAAGCUGAACGUAUUUACAAGGAUGAGCGUGGUUUACUACUUGAUGAUGAAGCUGCGUCCACAAGAGAUGCUAUGUAUGAGCAGUCAGAACUGAUAGAAAGGGAACUAGAGCAAAUGACAGAGCAGAUAAAGUCAAUUAUCCAUUCCCUUAAUUCAAACCAGGGUGGAGAGGUUGAAGCACCAGAUGGAAUGACUCCACUAGAUGCUGUUGUUCGAAUUUUAAAUAAUCAACUAACUUCUCUCAUGUGGAUCGAUGAAAAGGCUGAAGAAUUUUCUUCACGCAUUCAGAAGCUAUCAAACCAAGGUUCUGCUUCAGAUCGUCAGCUGAUGGGACCUGGAAGUUGGAUGUGGUGAUAUUUCCGGAGAUUCUGGAUAGAAUUACUAUUACUAUUGACUCCCCAACACUUCUUCUAUAAUUUCAUUUUGAAGCAUUAUGAAAUUUUGAGGAUUGUUAGUAGUAAGGAAAGUUGUUUCUUGGUAGAACCCUUCUCACUGAAACAGUUGAUAUCUGUAACUAGUUGCUGCCGAGGUCUUACAGAUGAUUGAAGGUGCCUGUGAAUUUGCAAAUAGUUAAUUGUGUAUUCCUUCCAAACGAAUGAUUUUGGUAACUUGGUAAACUCUGUAGCAUUUAAAUUUUAAAUAUAUUAGCUGGUCAUGGGCCAUGGCAUUUAUCUUUGUAUUUGCUAUAGUGAAAAGGUGAUAUUUGUGGGAUUAGGAUUCUGUUGAAUAGAGGGAGUUUAGUAGAGAUAAAUUAGUAUUUGAGAUUUCACUUCAGGGAUCUGUCUUAUUUAUGUUAUUUGUGUAUGAAGAUUUAUUGUUUGAUCCUGACA
Medicago truncatula (barrel medic) is the source of this 2795-nucleotide messenger RNA. RefSeq names its product nuclear pore complex protein NUP62. The record is from RefSeq and is a predicted model, not a curated record. The transcript is spliced from 8 exons. Lineage: Eukaryota; Viridiplantae; Streptophyta; Magnoliopsida; Fabales; Fabaceae. Gene Ontology annotation, molecular function: structural constituent of nuclear pore; phospholipid binding. Gene Ontology annotation, cellular component: nuclear pore central transport channel; nuclear pore. Gene Ontology annotation, biological process: protein import into nucleus; RNA export from nucleus. Bases 151 to 2319 code for a protein of 722 amino acids.